GCUGGCGACUCUGUCCUCGUCAGCCGAAUUAAGGUCCUUAUUUCAAAAUGUGGAUGUUUGUGCUUUUCCUCACCUCGCUUGUUGCUUAUUGUCACGGGUACUAUGUAGUAGUAGAUGCUAAUUCGGAAGAGUGCUUUUUUGAUCGGGUUGCCAGUGGUAGCAAGCUCACGCUUCACUAUGAAGUUGCUGAGGGUGGUUUCCUUGAUAUAGAUGUUAAUGUUUACAAUCCUAGUGGGGCUAAAGUUUUUGAGUCUCUCAGGAAAUCCAAUGGAAGGCCUGAAUUUGCUGCAAACGAAGCUGGUGAGUACAAGUAUUGCUUUGGAAAUCGGAUGAGCUCUAUGACACCGAAAGUUGUACUUUUUGAAAUGGCUAUAGAAGAAGACCAAUUGAAAGUAAAUGAAACUGACGAUGAGGAGCACAAAAAGCUUGUAACAAUGGUUAAUGAGUUAUCACACUCCAUCUCUGGGGUCAAGUUAGAAAUGGAAUAUGUUUCUGUUAGGACUCAAGUACACUGGGAAAUUAAUAAGAAUACCAAUUUUCGCGUGGUUGUUUGGGCUGCGUUUGAAGCAUUUCUAAUCAUAGCCAUGAGUAUCGGCCAAGUUUUCUAUCUCAAACGUUUCUUUGAAGUUCGGAGAUUAGUUUAAUUUACAAAUCAUCUUUGUUUUGUAACUAACUCAUAGUGCUUCCACUAUUUUUAGGGCUUAACCGUUUAUGGUUGUACAGUAUACAGAACUUUUCAUUCCUAUUCGUAACUGUGUUAUUUUUCUUUCUGCUUAUUGAUCUCUGAGUACACCUGUUAUAUUAUAAUUCAGUCACUGUUGUGCUCGUAUUGGUAUGCUCUUGCCUACAUUAACUCUAAAUUCAGUGAUUUUGUUUCUCUCGGUUUCCCUUUUGUUUUAUUUAUAAAUUGGUACGUGGUUGCUUGUGAAUUGUCAAUAUGACUUAUAAUAGACUUCUCAUUCUUAUUCAGAACACAGCCGGCGCAAUAAUCUUAGUAUUGCUAGGAAUAAAUAAUGUAACCGUGGUUUAUGCUAUAAUACUUCGAUAUUUAGUGUGAACAGUAUUAGAUCAAUAAUAUUUUCGAAACAUGUUUUGUUUCACUAUAGAUUACGAGUUUUGCCCUCCAACUAGAUUGAAAUCCGCACUACAUUAAGUCGGUUUAACUAAAGUCCAACCAAUUUUUGCUCCAGCGCUCUCUAAUUGGUGAAUUAUUUUCUCUAGUCUAUUAUGUGCUAUAUUCUCAGCAGUCCAUUGUAUUUUUCCCAAUAGAAAACUGCCCAUUUAAUAUAGCUUUUGACUUGUUACCUAAAGUUUGCUCGAAUAAUGAAUAUUUCUUGUACUAGUAGCUGUCUGUAUUGUUUACAUAUUAUUAUCAACUAUAGCUACAUAGUAGUUAGACUGAACAAAGAAAAUCAGUGUAUAAUAAGAC
This is a messenger RNA of Schistosoma margrebowiei, 1429 nucleotides long. The record is from the annotation of a GenBank genome assembly. Lineage: Eukaryota; Metazoa; Platyhelminthes; Trematoda; Strigeidida; Schistosomatidae.